AUGAAACCUGUGCGAGUCAAUGUGAUAUCGGUUCUGAAAGCAUGUGGAAACCAUGUCGGAAAUUUGUCACAACUCACAAGAAUCAGCCCUUCUCCAACUUCACCUUCACCCACCCAACCACAAUCCCAAGUAUCCGGAACCCGAAUACUGCCAAGCAGCAGCAGCAGCAACCCAUGCCUCGACCUCUAUUUCCACCGUCCCAUGGGAUCAGGCAUCCACUCCAACUUGGAAUUCCAUGAGACUUUGACGAAGCAGCUGCUGCCGCUGGCUUGGUCCCACAAUCCCCUCACCACCCUCAAGCUCAUUUGCAACCUCCUAGACAGGUGGAAGGAUGGUUCAAAAUCCGAUAACGAGGCCUUCUACGCGGCAGCGUUUUGGCUGCACCACAACCAUCCUAAGACCCUUGCAUGCAACCUCCUUCCUAUUGCCAGCGCCUUCGGCCAUAUUCUCGACGUUCUCGACAUUCUGUCUCGGGUUCUUCUACAAGGCAAUGGCCAGCAGCAGGUUGAUCAAUACUCUAUGACUUGGACCAGGAAGGAGAAGAACCAAAACUUUCAGUCCCAACAGUUCCGGUUAACACAAAAUGCAAGGGAGAAAAAUAGGACAACUUGUUCUCUUCCUCCUAGUCCUAGACAGAGUCUGCAAAUCAAGGCGGAAAAAGCCAAGGAGAAAGCGAGCGCGUUGUUGAAGAGAAGGAAGACGGCUGCCGUGGCCAACAAGGCUGUUGAGAGGUACCACGGCGACUCGGAUUACCGGUAUUUGCACGACCGGGUUUCUGAUCUUAUGGCCGAGUGCUUGAAGCAUGAUAUCCAAGAAUUCAACCAGCAUCAGCAGCAGCGUCACAUUGAAUCUGCUUCAAAACGACCGGUCGCCGCUGCCUCCAUCACUUGCAACCUUAAUGUGAGCCAAAUUUCCAACAGUGAGCAAGAGCAUAACCAAAAUAAAAAGAAGAUGAAGACGUUGGAGUUGAACAUAACCGGUGUGGCUGAUUACUUCCGUUUCAUGUCGCCCCACAUGGAUCAACUGCUGUAUGAAACUGUGGCGAUGAAGGUUUUCACGCUAGGAGAAUCAGAAUUUUCGAACCCAAUGUCUGUGCAGCGGCGGCUGCGGAAGGAGGUUUUGGUGCCCUUGAGACGAGCCUUGGCACCAGCCAACCAAGAAGGUGCCACUGCCAACAAGUGGGGUUAUGAUCAACGCCUGGUGUACGGCCGAGAGCCGGAUACCCCUGUCUCUGUGGUUCACAAGUAUAUGGUGGCGCUGAGAACAACCAUUACUGCAGCCGAGUCAAAGUCCGAGUCCGUGUCCGAGAGCAUGAUUGAGGCCGGUGCUGUGCUUCCACACCGGAUCGUACGCUACGCCGUGGAGUAUAAUGGUCUUUACAAGAGCAGCUGA
Prunus avium (sweet cherry) is the source of this 1392-nucleotide messenger RNA. NCBI's taxonomy places the organism in Eukaryota, Viridiplantae, Streptophyta, Magnoliopsida, Rosales, Rosaceae. The record is from RefSeq and is a predicted model, not a curated record.